AACAGCAAUGGCUACUGAAUAUUUGCCUCCUCCAUUGGAUGCUACCGCAGAGGAACCAACUCUCUUUGAUGGAACUACCAGGUUGUACAUGACUUAUACUUGCCCUUUUGCACAGCGUGUGUGGAUCGCCAGGAAUUAUAAGGGUUUGCAAGACAAGAUUAAGUUGGUCCCUUUGAAUCUUCAAAAUAGACCUGCAUGGUACAAGGAGAAAGUUUAUUCUGUAAACAAGGUGCCGGCCUUGGAACACGACGGCAAAGUCAUUGGGGAGAGUCUUGAUUUGAUUAAAUAUGUUGAUACCAACUUUGAAGGGCCUUCCCUUUUACCUAAUGAUCCUGACAAAAAAGAGUUGUUUGAGGAGUUGUCAUCACACAUAGACAAAUUUGUAGAGAUGGUGUUUACUACCUUUAAAGGAGACUCCACAACUGAAGCCGGUGCUGCUUUUGAUCAUUUGGAACAUGCUCUUACGAAACAUGAUGGCACAUUCCUCCUCGGCGACGAGUUUAGUCUUGCAGACAUUGCCUUCAUUCCUUUUGUCGAAAGAUUCGAGAUCUACCUAUCGGAGGUGUUCAACUACGACAUAGCAGCAGGCAGGCCUAAAGUGGCAGCAUGGAUUGAGGCGGUGAACGAGAUUGAUGGCUAUAAGCAGACGAAGAAAACCAAACCAAAAGAACUAGUGGAAUUUUAUAAGAAGAUAAUCUCAGUACUCUUCUGUUCUGUUUAUACCCUUGGAUUACUAGUAUUUACCGUUGAUUAUUAUACAGGAAGUUGUUGACCACUGAAACAAGUUCUUAU
Messenger RNA from Hibiscus syriacus, 792 nucleotides. Its product is annotated as glutathione S-transferase L3-like. The record is from RefSeq and is a predicted model, not a curated record. The transcript has 8 exons. Gene Ontology annotation, molecular function: glutathione transferase activity. Gene Ontology annotation, cellular component: cytoplasm. NCBI's taxonomy places the organism in Eukaryota, Viridiplantae, Streptophyta, Magnoliopsida, Malvales, Malvaceae. The coding region runs from base 8 to 772 and encodes 254 amino acids.